Messenger RNA from Dinoponera quadriceps, 5304 nucleotides. Its product is annotated as peroxidase-like. Gene Ontology annotation, molecular function: peroxidase activity; heme binding. The coding region runs from base 1753 to 4110 and encodes 785 amino acids. Lineage: Eukaryota; Metazoa; Arthropoda; Insecta; Hymenoptera; Formicidae. The transcript is spliced from 13 exons. The record is from RefSeq and is a predicted model, not a curated record. Gene Ontology annotation, biological process: response to oxidative stress.
AGGCCGGACGUCGCGAACGCAGGGCGAUUUGUCUCCCGGUAACCAAAUUUAGCGACGCCGUUGAAUUAGUUUCUCUCUCAAGAGUCCGACUAUACUAUUCUUUUCAAGUUUGUUUUUCAACAUUCAUUAAGGGUGUACCAUUGGUUCUAUUCCCGUCGCGGAAGAGACUCCGUUAAUAAUAAUAUUAUUAAAUCGGUAGAGACUGUACUAUUGCGGGUACUAUAUUGCAGAUGUCGACUUUUCUGUUCCUAUAUACCUGUACGUCUACGGCGAAAGCAGUGGAAAAGUACUGGGUGGCCUUAUCGAACGGACAAUUUUUUCCAAAAGUUUCUGAAAUAAAACGUCUUAGACAAAGGAAUCCUACAGCUAGCUGGGAGGGUAAGAGACAAAAUCCCCAACAAUAAUACGGCCCGUAUCAUUUCAGCAUUUAAAUAAGAAAAGCGAGGAAAUAGCACACCAAAAUUCGUCACAAUCGAAUCUCACUACCAAAUCAAUAAGAAAAUACGCUUCUGGGCGCAAUAUUUCUUUUUCGUUUGGAUUUCUCCUUUUAACCGUAGUUCCCCAUUGAUACCAACCAUUUAUCUUGACGUAUCAAUCGUUAAAAUAUCUGUAUAUAUUUAAAUCGUUCAAGUAGAGACAAAGUCUCAUACGAAAACGUCAAAAGCGUGACAAGAUUAAUGUCUAGUUCAAAUGACGGCGAGAAAAAGAUUCAAAUGAAGGUAUCGCCAAGCUAAGAGAGACGGUAGAACCUGACGAUAAUGCUCCGAAAGCCGGCAUGCAAAGAGGCGCGAGCGUUGGAGGUGGACGAGCACGUGCUCACCGAGUGAUACAACUUUUUUUUUCCGAGCUAAAUAAGGUGACUCAGUGUUGGUGGGGCGAUAACGAACGAAUAGGAAACGCGAGCGAGUCAGCGUGCGAAGCGAGAGCUAACGGAGAGACCGAAAGGUAGAAAGAGAAGGAACGAGCUUGACAGCUGUUGAGCAGUCAUGGUGUGCGUAAUGUGUGCACGUGAUCGAAAGAGAGAAAGAGAUUGAACGUGUGUGAAACUGCGAGCGAGCGAACGAGACAGACGAUACAUGACAAAGUCUGGAGUAACCAGUGACGUAUCUCGAGUUUGUCGCUGCUAGGGGCGAAAGUAAAGGAUUAUAAUCACUCACAGUGGAUCUGUUUCUGCGAGCGAGAAAAUCUCUCGUGCGUUGGAACGGAAGUACAACUCGUGCUAUCGAUUUUGGACGACGAGAGUUCUUUCCAUCGAGACAAAAUUAUACUCAGAAACAAAGGCUGUGAUUUUUCGCCUUAACGUUGAGAAAGGAGGCGUAUCCGUGGAAUUAAUUCCGUUACAGCGUCCGAAUUAUGAGCAACGGGAAUUGAUAACUCUGAUAGUCCUUGCUCAUGUCGGCCCUGAGUCAAAGGAGCGAGCAAGACGAGGACUAUUCGAACAGGUAAUGAAUGAAUGAGUGCGAGAAGGUUUCGAUGGUAGGAGAAGAAGGACGAAAAGAGAGAGUGUAGAGGGGCGAGUUCGUGCAUUUCUGGUGCGAAACUCGCACGCGUGUUCAGUCGUGAACUACCACCGUAUCCAGGUGCGCUCUCGCAUCGCAGGUGCGUUCACGAACUAGCGGUUAACGUCUCUCAUCAAUUGAAUCAAGAGACGCGAAAUCCGCGCGACUCAAUAGAAGAGUGAGAAGAAAGAUCCCGACUAACGUGUGUGGCCCGGAGUGAAAAGCGCUACAGCUGGCUGCAUCGCUGCGCAGAAUGUUUCUCGUUGCACCAGUCGACAAUAAUCGUUGGGUCUACGCGAUGCACGGACUGGAAAAGCCCAUGGAUCAUGUAUCCGCCGGCGGUGUAAUGGCAGGCUCCAUUGCCACUUUGGCGAUUCUCUGGGUGUCCCUGCAGACGAUGGGACUUUUGGGACACUCGAUCGGCACUUCCAAGUUACCCGCCUCUCUGCAAAAUUAUCUCGCCAGUUACAACGGAUUCCCAGUCAGCAAUUACGGUCAUAAGGCCGUCGUGGGCCGUUUUGAAAAUCGGCGAUUCCCCAGAAUCGAUGAAGCGACACUGAACAACUCGAUCGCAUUCGCCCAGACGUUGAUCGGCCGUAUGAGCACCCUCGAGAAGAAUAUCGCGAAUGCCGGUGUCGAGCUCCAGGCGCAGAGUCCGGCUGAGAAACAAUACUGGAAUUCCUACCCUUCUGCGGACGCGUUCGAGAGGAGCAUCGACGCCAUCAUAGCCACAAAGGCAUCGUCGUAUCUCAUGCAUCAGAACUGCCGAAGGUUCGGCCUGGACAAAAAUGACUGUGCUCGCUACAUAUCGACGUUGAGGCUGCGAGGCACCCAACUCGGGGCAACCUGCGUCGCGAUGCAUAGCGCGAGCUGCGACGAGGGCUCCAGGUACCGCAGCAUCGACGGCAGCUGCAACAAUAUCGAGAACCCGAGCUGGGGCAGCGCGAUGACCGCGUACACCAGGGUGCUCUUCUCCCAGUACUUCGACGGCAUCCAAGAACCGAGGCGCGUCGGACAAACCAAAAAGCCGCUGCCAAGCCCGAGGCUCGUAAGCGCAGCUCUGACGACCGCAAACGAUCAGUCGGACGCUAGCAGGACCUUAGCUGUGAUGGAAUGGAGCCAAUUCAUCGCUCACGACAUGGCCCACACUCCAGUUCGUAAGAUGGUUUCAACGGGGAAGCCGAUCUCUUGCUGUCAGCCAGACGGAGACACCUUGUCGCCGCGUCACGUACAUCCCGACUGUUCUCCCAUCAGCGUGCCAGAUCGUGACCCUGUUUACGGCGAACAUUACGUUCGAUGCAUGAACUAUGUUCGAUCGUUACCCGUCUUAAGGUCCGAGUGUACUUUCGGACCUGUGGAACAGAUGAACCAAGCGAGUCACUUUUUGGACGGCUCCACGAUUUACGGGUCCACUUUGAAGAAGUCUCGCGAUCUUCGCACGUUCGAAAGUGGCCGCUUGCGCGUCCAAGUCCGAAACAAUCACACGUACUUACCGCAGGGAGAUGCCGAGCUCGCGUCUCAAUGCGGAGAGAAUUGCUACAACUCCGGUGAUGAUCGUGUAAACAUCGAGCCUCAAUUGGCCGCGAUCCACACGGUCUGGCACCGCGAACACAAUCGCGUCGCCGACGAGCUUGCCAGGUUGAAUCCGGACUGGCCGGACGAAGUCCUUUACCAAGAGGCCAGGCGUAUCGUAAUCGCUGAGAUUCAACAUAUUACUUACAAGGAGUGGUUGCCUAUCUUGCUGGGUAGAAGAUAUACCCGCGCCAUCGGCCUCGUAGGGAAUGGUUACAGUCGUAGCUACAGUUCCGACGACGAGCCGGCGGUCAGCAACGAAGUCGCCACCGCAGCGCUGCGUUUCCUGAAUUCGUUGAUGCAAGGAGAACUGAGUUUACCGGACAAUUUGCGCGAGCAGAACAAAACGCUCCAACUGGCGGAUCAUUUCUUUAAUCCGCGUGUGAUCGAGUCGGAACAAGUGCUCGACGGAUUGCUUCGUGGUCUUGCUACUCAGACCAGUCAGAAAAUGGAUAUUAGCCUCAUUCCAGACAUGACGAGCAAGCUGUACACCAGUAACGGAAACGACUUGGGCUUAGACGCCAUCAGCUUGGACAUUGAACGUAGCCGCGAUCAUGGUCUUCCAGGAUACAAUUAUUACCGCAGAUACUGCGGGCUUCCCGCUGCCAGGACUUUUGACGACUUUUUAGAUUACAUACCAGCGGAGAUGGUGAUGAAACUGCGCACGACCUAUUCACACCCGAAUGACGUCGAUCUUAUCGUCGGCGGAAUGGCGGAAAGACCGGCGGAUGACGGCAUGGUCGGGCCAACCUUCCGUUGUCUCAUCUAUGAGCAGUUUUCCAGAUCCCGACGCACCGAUAGGUUUUUCUACGACUCCGCGUUGCAACCGCAUCCCUUCACACCUGAACAAUUGACUCAGCUACAUAACGUCACCUUGGCGCGAAUAUUUUGCGACAACGGUAACAGCAUCACGCACAUGCAGCGCAAUGUAUUCCUCAAGCCGCAAGCAGGGAAUGAAUUGAGACACUGUACGGAUUUCGAGGCGAUACCCAGCGUGGACCUGUUCGCCUGGGCGGAGAGGGCGAAGGCGUACCGUUGAACUGCCCGAUUAAUUGGCUGGUCACACAACAAUUGCAUCCGUUCGCCCGAGAUGUAGAGCGGGCCUGACGAGGGCGGAUUACGGGAGCGGGGGAGUGUGGGAAGCGAUUGUGCGAGACUAUGUGGUAGUCUCGUCAGCGUCGCGACGACGAGAUCGCGCCUCCACGACGAGGUGCUGCGCAAGGCGGAACAAUGGCGAAACCACGUGACUGGUCGAUUAAAAAGAUAACCGGCAGCUAGAGCGAGGUUGCACGGAAAAAAAUGUCCUCGCGAGAGAACUAUAUUCGAGAUGACUUUGUCACUCUGCGACAGAGCUUGCUCGCAGGACCGUAUUUCCUAACAUUAUAGUCUGAUGAUACAUGUUUAUGGAUAGUCUCGUGUGUUUGUGUGAGGUGGUGGACACUGCGAACCUUGUGCGCUUAUCCGAAUAUUACGCUUGCGUAUAUGAUUGCGUUAAUUCGAGGCCCAAGUUUCAAAAGUACUUGGGAACUGAUCACUUUUGCGAUAACUUUAGGAUAUCGAGAUGGCUACAAUUGUUAUUUAACAAUAAGUGACGUUAUCUCCAAUUGUGUGAGAAUCCAAGUAUCUGAUUAAUGAAGAUGGAACGGAUCUCUGACCAGUAAAUAUAAUCAUAGGAUCAGAAGCAUAUCUCAAAAUCGAAGAGUGCACUUUUUCAUUUUUGAUAAUAAUCUGAAUGACUCUCUCGGACGAAGCUAUAACCGAAAGCAAUAAUGUAUGAAACGGUGACUGAUGCUAUGAUAGAUUUUUAACUGUUGAAUAUUAACGUGAAUCUCCGAGAUCAUUUUUACGAACCCUCUCUCUUUCUCUCUCUGCUUUCUUCCUCACCCUAUCAAGAUAUUAUUUAGUGUUUUAUAUUUUGAGAAUAUAAUAUUCACACGUUAAAAAGUCUUUGACUUUCCCUUCUUUUAGUCUAGGGUAAGAAUUAGUAUUGCGCUGGAUAUAAAAGGAAUACCUUAUUUUUUUAUAACGAUUAACGUAUUCACGUUAGUCGAAGGAUAUGUCUUCUUUACGUUAGAAACUUCCCACAUCUGCCAAAAAUAUUUAUUUCAAAAUGAGCCAGUUUUACAACAGAUUUGUGAAAACGAUUUGUUAAAAAGAAACAUAGUCAUCGAACAAUUUUUAACAAUAUUGUUAGGACAGCACUAUAUGCGAAUAAAUUAUGUUUUGCCAACUA